Messenger RNA from Penicillium salamii, 1401 nucleotides. Lineage: Eukaryota; Fungi; Ascomycota; Eurotiomycetes; Eurotiales; Aspergillaceae. The record is from the annotation of a GenBank genome assembly.
AUGACUCUCCUUCAGUUCCUGCGACAAGCUCGUCUGGUGCACCACCAGUUCGUCUCGGGUGCCUUAUCCGAUUCCCCUAUCUACGUGAUCGGCAAUUCAUCUGCCGACCUUGACUCCAUCGUAUCGGCAAUCAUCUACUCCUACUGCGCGAACAACCGUCUCCCAGUUCAGUCUCCAAGACCCCAUAUCCCAUUAUUGAAUCUGCCCAAUGUACCAGCAGGCUCAGAACUUUCUCGCCUGCGACCUGAGUUUGUCACCGCACUAUGGUCGUCCACAAACUUCCCCGCUCUGAAGAAUGAAGAGAAAUUUGAGAAUACCCAGCACUCAGCGGGGAACCUCUUACGCGAUCAUAUUGUGACCGUUGCGGAUUUCACACAGUUCCUACAAGACCAGAAAGUCUUGAAACAGAUCAUCGCUGAGGCAACAUUAGUGGACUGGAACGCAUUGCCAUGCCCUUCAAAGAUUGAUAAGGGUUUCGGGUCUCUGACCAGUUUGUCGGGUGUCUCUUUCCGGGCAUUGGGAUGCAUUGAUCAUCAUAUCGAUGAGAACUAUAUGCCUAGUGCAGAUUCACUCCCCAAAAAUCAACCACUGAUCAUCCAGCCUGGACCGGGCUCGUGUGCAUCUCUCAUCGUCCGAGAGCUACAACGACGAGACCUUUGGGCAGAAGACACAGCGGAAAUGGCCCAGCUCGCAAAGCUUGCUCUUUCUGCUAUCUUGAUCGAUACAUCAAACCUCACUGCGGAAGGAAAGGUGACUGAUGUAGAUCGUGACGCUGUUCAAUCCCUGUGGAAACAGGUUGAAGGACAACAUGAAGUCUCAGCCAAUGGGCUCAAGUGGGAGAUGGAUGAAUUAUACGAGGCCGUCUUGAACGCCAAGAAAAAUAGCCUUGACCUACUUACAGUGGAGGAGGUGUUAGACCGUGACUAUAAAGAUUGGACCGAGACAUCACAGUCUUCUGGCCAAAGUGUCAAAAUAGGCUUCUGUUCGUCUGUCAAACCAAUCAGGUGGAUUGUACACAAGGCAGGCAAGCCGGAUCAAUUCCUUCAUGCGGCACGCUCCUUCGCAGCUUCGGCCGAGAAGGACUUGGAUGUACUUGUCGUGAUGACUGCGUUCACUGCGAAAGAUGGCCAGUUCUGCAGAGAACUCUUCAUCGGGGUAGCGCGUGAAAACGAGGCAGCCCUAGAAGGCGCAAAAGCAUUUUUUGAGCAAGCCUCUUCUCAGCUUGGGUUGAUUGAUUGGUCUCCACGGGAUGCGGAGGACAUCCCUGACCUCGCAGGAGAUUGCACUUCUGCGUUGAAUGCAGACUCGCCACUUUGGAGGAGAUUGUGGGUGCAGACGAAUGCUGCUGGAAGUAGGAAACAAGUUGCGCCGUUGCUACGGACAGCCGUGGCUAGAUUGUAA